CAAAUUAAUCUUUUUUAUUUAUCAGAUCUUCUUCUUCUUCUUCUACUUCUCAAAAAAAUCGAACCUUUUUUUUUGUUUUUUUGUUUUUUUUUGGUUGGGUCUCCGAUGAGGUGUAAGAGACAUACAGUAGAUUUCAGUAGCAGUAUAGGCGUUUGUGCUUCUUGUCUCCGCGAACGUCUCUUCUCUCUCGCCGUCUCAACCGCCGCCUCUCAAACCGACGAUCAUCAUUCUCGUAUCUCUCCACCCCCUCCUCUGCUUUUCCCUCGUUCUGUUUCUCCUUACGUUGCUCCGAGAAAAUCAGACGCCGGAGUAGACUCUGUAGCAGUAUCUUCUUCUAAUAACAACAGAUUCUUCUCAACGCCGCAAGUAUUGGAAGGCGGAGGAGGAAGAGGUUCAACCUCAUCGGAAAAAGUCUUCGUAUCAUCAUCAUUUAAGAAGAACAAAAAAAGCGGUUUAUCUCGUUUCUCAAGCUUCUUCAGACCGACGAGAUCUGACGUUUACGAUUCGCGUCGUGAUUCAUGCGACGACGCGUCCACUGUCUUUUCUCAGUCGUCAACAUCGACGUCAAGGUCAUGGCUCUCUAAGGUUCUCUCAGUUCGAUCGAAGAAGCAACAGUCAAACACAACGACCUGCUACAUCGAGGAUUUGAUCGCUGCAGAGUCCGAUCAUCAUCAUCAAAAUCGACCUAGACAGAGAUACUGCAGAGGAAUGUCGCCGGCGGGAGAAUCAACGACGAACGACGACUCAGUUGAGGAAUCACCAGGGAGGUUAAGAAGAACGCCGGCGAUGGGAACUCCGGGGAGGAGAAAGGUUGGGUUUGGUAGAAGCGUUUCAGGGAUGGCUUUUUGUUUGAGUCCGUUAGUGAGAGCUAAACCAUCUAACUGGAGAGGAAGAUUUCUGCCGGAUUUUGGUUAUUCCGAAUCACCGGCGAAUCCUCACCUUUCGACGGCGGCGUCUUUUUGUGGUAACCGGUCUAAGAAGCUUGUUGAUUUAGGAAGACUUGAUCACCGCCGUUGAUUCUCUCUUCUUUUUUUUCGUUUGGUUGGGAUUAAAAUCUGACCGUUCUUUUGUGAAAUUACCUUAAAUACCCCUCACAAGAUUCAUACUUAUAUAUAAUGUAUGGUGCACUUUACUAUACCAACAACAGCAGAAAAAAAAAAAUGAAACUACCAUUUUUGGUUAUAUAUAAUAAUAAUGUUUUCUGAUUGUGUA
Molecule: messenger RNA, 1212 nt
Organism: Camelina sativa (false flax)
Lineage: Eukaryota; Viridiplantae; Streptophyta; Magnoliopsida; Brassicales; Brassicaceae
Source: RefSeq, a predicted model, not a curated record